This is a messenger RNA of Didymodactylos carnosus, 1176 nucleotides long. NCBI's taxonomy places the organism in Eukaryota, Metazoa, Rotifera, Eurotatoria, Philodinida, Philodinidae. The record is from the annotation of a GenBank genome assembly.
AUGUGGGUUGAUCCACCAUCUGUCGAUGUUUCUCCGUCUCUUUUAACACGUCCACAACAACAAUGUUUUCCAUCGCCUCAUUUUACAAUUCCAUUUCCACCUCCUCUUGUUUGUUCUUCAACUCUGCAACCAUCAUUUUCAAUAUCUAAUUCUAUUGUUGCACCCAAAACUCUUUCAUUUGUUUAUCAGCCAGGUGUGGGUUUAUAUGAUAAAAAAUUAGCCGUACAACAAGAGUCAAAAGAUGAAGAUUUUAGAAUAUCGAUAAUUGGAUCACCACUACAUACCAUCGAAACAACAACGGGAGAUGUUGAUGAAAGAUUCAAUAUACGAAAUGAAAGUGAAAUGAGUUUAGAGAUUAAAACCAACUUUACCGAUGAUAGUGUAAUGAGUACUAGUCUUAUGGGAUCUUCACCUAAUAUGACAUUUGAAUCUGAUACGGAUCAUCGUUGGGAAGUUGCUCCUUUAUCUUCAAUUAGUGUUCAACAACAACCGACAAUAAAAACUACAACAAUUUCAUCAUCACAUCCAAAUUAUUAUAAAUCAUGUUUAAGACGUCAAAAUGAACAGCAACAUAUUCCAACUCUUCAUUUGUCUCGCAUUCCAGAAACAAUUCUUGGACAACAAACAUCUCCUCGUUCUUCAUCAAUAAUUGUUCCUGUUAGUCCACCAUCAUCGAUUCACACUCAACUUUCAACUACAUCUCAACAAUUGUUUAUUGACGAUGAGGAAUUUAAUGAAACACCGCCAUCAUCGCCGAGAGUCAAAAAUUCAAUAUUGAUCAAACGAAAAUCAAAUGAAUCAUAUGAUUCUUCACCCCAAUCUUAUAUGACCAAUCUCGAUAAGCAUAUUGAAUCUUCUCAAUCUGAACAAAAACGUUCUCCACCGUCUGCCACAUUCGAUACAACGUCAGAUAUGCCCACGAAUUCUUCAUCGAAUACACAUUAUCAUCAACAUCAUCACCAUCAUCAUGUUCAAAUGUUUAAUAUUCAAAAUUCAAGCAUAAAUAUAUCAACAGAAGAAAAUAAUUUACAAUCUGUAGUCAAUCUCAAUACAUCAUCAUCACAAGAGCAGACAACUACGGAACAAUCUUCGACAAAUAAUAAUUAUGAAUGGAAUAAACAAGAAAUGCAAAAUGGCAGGUAUUUUCAGCAAACUACACCUCGGUUAACAGACUAA